Messenger RNA from Phytomonas sp. Hart1, 1313 nucleotides. Lineage: Eukaryota; Euglenozoa; Kinetoplastea; Trypanosomatida; Trypanosomatidae. The record is from the annotation of a GenBank genome assembly.
GUGUCUACAGGUCUUAUGCCAAAGGAAUAUAUCUGACUGUGAACCAAUCAAUAAAAAAGUAAUUAACUUACUUUAGCAUUGACCAACUUAGCUUAUUUUAUAAUAGGGUAAUUUUAUAUUAUUUCUUCCUAUAAGCCUAGUUUAUUCUUUUUAUUUUUUAGGGGAAAAGAACGUAUAAGUUUUUGUGUGAGUUUAGUUGUUCAAGUAUAACAACUAAUUUUAUGGUAUUAGUUUAUAGCUCAAUAGACAUAGAUGCCAUACCAUUUGCGAAAAAUUUGCUUAUUGGUCAACUGUCAGAAACUCUUUGUGACGGAAAUAAAACCAUAUUAAACUACAUAAUUUUUGAUAGUGUUCCAAUCAAAAGCUAUGAAGUUAUUGUUGAGCAAAUUGAAUGUCUUGAAAAAGUACUCCCGCCUGGGCUAGUUGUUUUGGGAGUUGCUUCUAGUAAGGCAUAUAGUAGUAGCACAAUUACGAGUUGUCUUUCUAUUUUAUUAGAAAGUUUCCGUUACUCUGAUUUUGUUUACAUUCAGCUUGGUCAUGAUGAACCCCGCGUGACAUUCUGUAGCGAUCCAGGCUUACACGCAACUUUUAGCAAUCAAGGUGCAAUAUUUUGCACUAUAUCAUGCAUCAUUCAUUUUUCGUUGCCAUCAUUUCCCUUUUUACUUACGAGAAGCGGCGAUAAGGCUGAGAAAAUUCUGAUCGACCCUCAAAGUACUAAGUGUAUUUUACCGCAGGUGAAUUUUGGGGAAAGUUAUUCACUUUUUCAGUUGGGAGGGAGCUCUUUUUUCUCAGAGGAGACGAUGUUAGUGUUACCGUUUUUUUCAAGCCUUCCGCACCUAUCUGGCAAGUCUUUUUACAAUUGUAUCGCUCGUUGGAUGAAGAAGAUUACAAAAACUACAGACAUCAUCUCUGUUUUUUCACGACGUAACCCAAACCUUGUUUAUGCUUGUCAAUUGAAUCGAGGUGUGCCGUGCUCAGACACUUUCACUCAGGUAAUAUUGCAUGAAUUGCGAGAGCUUUUGGAGGACGCAACAGGCGAAUCCAUUGAGAGUAAUCAGCUCACAGAGCCUACGAUGCCACAAAGUCUGACACCUGAGGAGGGAGAAAUAACACCCAAAAAUAAAGAAUCUCACUCAUUUAUGCUCAUCUUUGCUACCGGAAUUGUUAUUAUGGCAAUUGUGAUCACUAUAUUAAUGUCUUUGUGAUCUGUAAAAAAAACUCUAAGGAACACGAAAAGGCUGAAUGACCGAGAGGAAAAACCGAGUAAAGGGAGAAGAGGGUACUAUGCCAUAGCAUCACAACUUUAUUUUUAA